AUGGCGUCGGUCGACGUACUGACCCCUUCCCCCGAGGGAGGCGGUGCCAUCGACGUUACACGCCUUUCCACUUUUCUCCUAGUAGGAGAGGACGUCAUUUCUUCUCUUGCUGGAAUCACCGAGGACUACAUAACUUCGGUUCUCCGGGCUAUCGAUGAUAGGGCUAGGGAGUAUGAGGAUUUGCGGGCGGACAAACUCCGGAUCGAAGUUGAACUAGAGCAAUCCGUUCGUACCACCGAUAAUAAAGUCAAGGGGAUGAAAAAGCAGUUGGACGCAAGUCUUGUCGAGACACAAGAGCUUAAAUCGAAGCUCGAGAACUCGGAAACCGCUCGAAAAGCCGUCGAAACUGAGCUUGAGAAUUACAAAUCAUCGAGGGCCAUUGUCGACGAGGAGGUCCAUACAUUGAGGACUCGGGUUCAGUCGUUGGAGUCCGAUAAGCGGGACACUUUAGAUGCCCUUGACCGCAAGGCUAAUGAUUACGAUCGCCUGCAAGAUGAGUAUGCAGCGUUACAGUCCAAAUCGAUUGAGACACGCCGGGAGAUUAGCUCUCUCGAAACUCAACUCCGGCAGGCGCAAUCAACGCAAACGUCUUCCAGGUUUAAGGAGCAAAACCUAGUCCAAGAGGUUGAAUUGCUUAAGAAAAACAACGCAUGGCUGGAGAACGAAUUGAAUACUAAGGUUGCGGAAUUCCAGAAAUUCAGGAAGGAAAAGGCUGCUCAAAACUCCGCUUUGCAACGUGAACUUGAUGAAGCAUUGAGUUCGGUGGAUAUUACACAGCGCAACUCGGAUAAUUUGAAGCAACGUUUUGACGAAAUAUCUAAGAAGGCUGACGAUGCCCUGGCUAAAGUACAAGACCUCCAGAAUAAGGCAGUGCUCCAGGAGGAAAACUUCAGAAAUGAAAUGCAUUCACAACAGCGAUUGGCAGAACUAUUCGAGCAGUCUACUAAGAGCGCAAGGGCAAGAGUAGCCGACUUGGAGCGAUUGUUAGAACAAGAACACGAGCGUGAAAGCGUGGAAAUUGGCCGGGCCCGUGCAGCAGCCGAAACAGAGCAGGCAGAGAAGGAUGCUGCUAUAACUCGUGUUUCACAGCUAGAGGUGCAAGUGGAGAGAUUGGAGGCUGACCUUUCUGCGUAUGCCACUGGCCUAUUUAAUGCUGGCUCUCGGGGAAGUAUUAACGGAAAUUCCACACCAAAUCGCCGCCCAGGAUCAGCAGCUGGAACGCCCGGUGGGUUGAAUCUGGCCUCUCCCGCUGCAAUGAGGCUCCAAAAGUCUGGCAUUUCUGUAACCCAGUUAUACUCUGACUAUAUGGCUAUGAAAGCUAGUUAUGAAGCUGAGAAGCGAAGGAAUACCAAGUUAGAGGAAGCUAUCGAGGAGGUGAUGCAGGACUUGGAACAGAAAGCCCCUGAAAUUCAGGAACUUCGUGAAGAGGAUGCAAGAUUGCAGAAGGACCUGAUUGAAAUGAGCGAAUUACUUGAUAAGGCCCACAAAGAAAGCGAACGGAUCGAAAAGGACUCGAGAACCGUUUCCCUGAAAUUUAAGGAUACUGAACGGGAGGUUGUUGUCCUUAGAAAGCAGCUCCGCGACCUAAGCAUCCAAGUUCAAGUUCUCCUGGUCGAGAUAGAGCACCGCGACUCUGGAGCUGAUCCCCUCUCUGCGGCCCAAAACGAGGUCUACGAACAAAUAAUCACCGGAGCCGAGCGUGAUGUGGCCGAAGCAGAUACAGACAGGAUAAUUUCGCAAAAAUUGACCAUAUUCCGCGGUGUCAGAGAGCUCCAGGACAAAAACGAGCAGUUGCUUAAAGCUAUUCGGGAGCUGAGCAUGAAGAUGGAACAGAAGGAACAAGAUAGGAAGAGUGAACAGCUAGGGAAGGAAGGCACAGAGAUUGCGCAGCUAAGAGGUGUUGUGGCAAAGCUUAGAGAUGAGCUCACGGCUUUGGGCGCGAAGGCGCAGUCGUUUGUUCGUGAACGCGAUAUGUUCCGUCGCAUGCUUCAGAACAAGGGUGAUCUCCUCGCAAAUAGCAACAUUAAUGAUCAAGAUAUGUCCGCCCCCGAAGCCGGAGCAACUUCCAACCAAGGUCCAGAAAAUCUUGCGGAGCUCCUUCGGGAACUUCAGGCACAAUACGACCAAUUUAAGACAGAGGCGUUGGAAAACCACACGACUCUAAAUGACCAAACCAGGCGACUAGCCCAGGAAAAGACAGAAUUAGAGGUGAAGGCUCGAACAGUGGCUUCUCAACUUGAGUUGGCUAAUGACCGAUAUGAAAUGCUCAAUGGAAACUUCAAUGUUCUCAGAAUGGAGAAUACAGAGCUUCAGAAACGCAUUGCUUCCUUACAAGAGGCCCAGGCUAAAGAGGAUGCGAUGAACCGAAAGCUUACGGAAGACCUUGCGGAUUCUCAGUCUGUACUUGAGGGGAUGCGUAACGAAACUGCCAAUCUUAAGGCGGAGAAGAAUCUUUGGAGGAAUAUCGAACAACGCCUUGCCCAGGAUAAUGAAGCCCUUAGUCAAGAGCGAACCCGACUGAACGAACUUAUCGCUGAUCUUCAAUCUAUGCAAGCUCAACGGGAACGAGAAGAGUCAGAGACGAAAAGGCGCCUCAACAGCCAGAACGAGAAACUCGAAACUGAAAUUCAACAAAUAAAACGCAGGCUAAAUGAGGAAAUCGAGGCAGCAAAAAAAUUCGCCGUUCGGAAGGAGAUCGAUGCUCGAGAUGCCCAGAAAAAGAUUGAUGAUCUGAACAGCACACUCGCUUCUACAAGGGAAUCUCUUGUCGCUUCCCAGACAAAUGAGACCCACCUUCAAUCCAGGGUGGAAGAGUUAACGAGUCAGUUGAAGUCCAUGGAGGAGAAAUUAGCCAUCCAGUCAUCUCAGCCUCAAGUCGCCUCUAGGCUAGAAGGAGAAGAUGAUGAUGAAGACUCGGAAUAUCGACUACGGGUGCUGCAAGAUGAGUGCGAUAAACUACAAGGUCAAUUGAACGAUGCCACCAACGAAAUCAACAACCUCAAGACACAGGUUGAACAAUACAAAUUGAUUGCUCUGGGCGGCGAGGAGGAACUCGCGAGCAUUAAUGAUACUUACGAUGCAUACAAAGAGAGUAUGGAGCAACAAGCAAGUGAGCAAGAGGACAAGAUUCAUGACCUUAAGCAGAGACUUGAGGAUACCAAUAAUGAAUUGGCAUCUGUUAAUCAAGAGUUAUCUGACCUCCGGCAAGCGGAGCUCGAGAAGCGACAGCAGUUCGAAGAUGAGCGGAACCUUCUACAAUCUCAGAUCAGUGGUUUGAAAGAAGAUGCCGAGAAAAAUAUCGCGGCCGUCUCUUGCUAUCAAGAAGACUUAAGAAGCCAAGCCCGCAUCGCCCAAGACGCCCAGCAGAAUUAUGAGCGCGAGCUCGUCAAGCACGCCGGGGCUGCUCAGGCACUGCAACAAGUUCGCGAGGAGCACUCCAAUCUUAAAGCCGAGGUCUAUCAGAUUAAGUCUGAGGCAGAAACAGCGAAGGCCAACCUUGCAGCAUCCGAGUCUAGCUGGGAAUCUCAGAAGGAAAUGUACGUCAAAGAGCUCGAGGAGACCAAAAAGCACUCCGAGGGCCUUUCCAAGCAAUACAAGAUUUUGCUCGACCAAUUUGAGAACGUCAACACCCAAAUAUCGGAAAUCAAGAAAUCUCGUGCCGCUUCAGAUGAUUACAAUGAGUUCAGAGAACAACCUACAACAGACAGGGGUCUUGAGGAUCUCCGAGAGGUCCUCAGAUAUCUUCGUAACGAAAAGGAGAUUGUGGAUGUCCAAUACGACUUGUGUUUACAGGAAAACAGGCGGCUCAAACAACAACUUGAUUAUACUAAGACUGCCUUGGAUGAGAAUAAGUUGCUGCUUGCGCAGGAGAGAGAGCGUGAAUCUGCUCAACUUCGUGGGGCCAUGCAACAUAAGGAUUUAAUGGAAAGAAUCUCAGAAUUGAACAUCCUACGGGAGAGCAACAGCGCUCUGCGAAGUGACUGUGAGAAGAGGGCCAAAAAGGUUAAUGAACUAACUGGAAAGGUUGACGAACUUGUGGCGAAGAUUCGGCCUCUAGAAGAUCAAGUGAGUUCUCUCGAAGCGGAGAGAGAAGCCAAAGAAGAGCAAGUCAAGUUAUUACAGGAGAAUAGUGAGCACUGGAAAGCCAGAGCUCAGCAAAUUCUACAGAAAUAUGACGUAAGUUUCGUUGACUCUGGGACUUCGGACUUGUUUAACGUGGUACAGCGUGUCGAUCCCGCCGAGCUUGAAGCCCUCAAGGAACAGGCGAGGACCCUUGAGGAGAAAUGCAGCACUCUCGAGGCUGAGCGCGAUACUUUACAAAAACAGCUCGCUGAAUUUGAAGAGCUGAAGCAAAAAGAGCUUACAGAGGCGGCGGAGGUCUGGCGGUCAAAACUUGCGACCAUCGUCCAAACAACAAAGGUAAAGCUUCGUGAGGCCAAUGAAAAAUUGACAGCAGAGAAAAAGAACGCCGCGGACGCCCAAGAGCAAUUAGGGACCCUUCAGACGGAGCUCAAUGCGGCCCGACAGUCCAGCAGUGAGGAAGUUAAGCAUUUGCAGGAGGAAAAGAACAAGCUGGAGUCUGAAUUCCAAGCCAUGCAGACCAAAGCUGCCGAGGCUGAAGAGAACUUCAAAGUCUAUAAGGGUAGAGCAUCAACAUUGAUGCGCGAUAUAAACACGUUACAGAAACAAUACGAAGAGGCCCAACAGGAAAUCGAUGCGCUAAAGGCCCUAGGACAACCUGCUCCUGUUGCCCCAAUGGCCCCUGUUAUCGACGAGGCAACCAUUGAAGCAGAGGUUACUCGAAGAAUUGCUACGCUUCCACCGGUCAACAACCCUGCAUCAAUUAAGGCAGAGGUAACCCGAAGGCUUGCCGAGAUACAAGCCAAUCAACCUCCCCAACUGAGUACGGAGUUGAUUGAUCACACAGCCGCCAUCGAAGCUGAGGUUGCCCGACGAAUCGCCGAUUUCCAAGCAAACCAGACCUUACAGAGCACUGAUCCCCCACAACCUGUGGAUAACUCUGCUGCUAUCGAAGCUGAAGUAACCAAGAGAAUGGCUCAGGCCCAGCAUAUUGCAGACUCUGCUGCUGUUGAAGCAGAGGUUUCUCGCAGGCUUGCUGAGGGCCAGGUGUCACAUGGUUCUGAGCCAGGUGAAGUAGGGCCUUCCGCUGCUGAUGUUGAAAAGAUUGUUGAGGAUCGUGUAAAGAAGGAAAAGGAAAAGCUAGAGCAACGAAUUACUGAGGCUCGCAAGGGCUUCCAGGAGUACAAGGCAAAGGCUGUUGCCAAAGCUCUUAGUGAUGCAGGAGUUGAUUUCGACAAGAAAAUGGCGGCAAAGGACGAGGAACACAAGAAACAGGUUCAGGCCUUGGAAGCAGCAAUUGCGCAACUAAAGAGUGAGAUUGAAGAGCUCAAAAAGCAACUCGAAGAGGUCAAAGUAGCUCAGCCUACAGUUUCUCAAGUCGGUGUUGAACAGCAUCAGAAAGCCCUUGACGCCAAAGAUCUAGAACACCAGAAAGAGAUCCAAAAGAUUAAGGAGGAGGAGGAAUCAAAGCUUGAGCAGGCCAAAGUAGAUAUCCGGCAUGAGGUGCAGGCAGAAUUUCUUGUCAUUAAGGGUGGUGAAACUGAUACUACUGACCCGUCGGCCAAGAAGCCUCCAACUCAAGAGGAAUUGAAGGCCGUCAUCAAGAGGAAUGUUGAGCACCGUCUUGGGAAGGAGAAGGAGAAAUGGCAGCGGGAAAUUGAUAACGAGCAGGAAAAAGCUAUUGAAUCCAAAUUGCAGGGUGUCCUCGCGGAAAAGCUUAAGGCAAUGGAGGCUGAACUCCAGGCUCAACAGGCAAUAUUAUUGGAAAAAAGCAAAGAUGCACUAAGGCAAGAGGGGGCGGCCAGAAUUAAGGUUCAGUUAAGCAUGAUGGAAAAGCGGAAUAAGACUCUGGAAGAGAAGAUCAAGGCCUAUGAAUCCCUUGGAGGAAGUCCACCCCAGCAGGCGGCUCCCCCAGCCGCUGGUAUCAAGCUCCCAGCAGCAGCAAUCAACCCAGCCCCACAGCAAGGCGAAACUAGUCAAAUCCCUGUUCCACGGGGGCAGGGCCCCCCACGCAGAGCAGACGGACAAGGAACUGGUCCAGCAGCACUGCGAAGUCUCCGCGGCGCCCUUGAGUCCAGCAUACCGCGUGGAGGUGGACGCGGUGGUGGUCAAGGCGGAAGAGGAGUGGGCGGCCAACCUCAACAACAGCAGCAGCAACUGCAACCUGGUAUGCAGCAAUCGCCCGGCACUUCUCAACCAUAUCCCCAGCCAGCAUUCCAAACGCCUCAAAUGGGCCAAAUAGGUCAGAUGGGUCAGAUGUCUCCGAAUCAGCAGCAACAGCAGCAGCAGCAAGGGCUACCACAACCCGUCUUCGGCCAUCGCCCAAGUCUACCGGGCCAGGGACAACAACCCCAACCUCAACCUCAAUUACCUAGGCCCGGAACCUUCAGCAGCGCAAGGGGAUCUGGAGGUCCCUUCAACCCUGGCCAAGGUCGCGGUCGUGGAGCCGCACCGCAACUACAAAACAUCCAGACCGGACACCCUCAACAAAACACUACCCCAUCCCAGCAGAGCCCAGGUCGUGGCAUGAAUCCCGUCGCGCGCCAAUUCGUACCGACAAAACGCCUGCGGGAAGACGGUACAGAAGCAGAGGAUCAGAACUCAAACAUAGGAAAACGCAUAAGAGGUGGCCAUACCGGUUAGGUUUUUUUUUUUCCAUUUUGUUUCUUAUAACUACUCCAUUGGGUUCUUUGGUUUCAAAGACUUCUUUGAGCUCUAUUCUUUUGUUCCUCCCUCCCCUUCCAACUUUUCAUUUUCUACUCUUAUCGUGCUCCGUAUUGUAUAGUUAGUUGAGCUAAGGAAAUCUCCAUUUUUUCUUACUUUUUUCCUUAAGCCUCUCAUUUCAUUCCUUUUCCUUUUACUCUACUGUGUCAUGCGUUUGUGGGUUAGGUCGGCCGGGUCAUCAUUAGUACGGAUAAGUGUAGUUUAUAUCAAAAUCGCUUUCAUCUCCCCCUUAUUUUCCAUCUUCCUCAUACAGUAUUCAUUCUAUUAA
This is a messenger RNA of Tuber melanosporum (Perigord truffle), 7072 nucleotides long. RefSeq lists its product as uncharacterized. Gene Ontology annotation, cellular component: nuclear pore. Gene Ontology annotation, molecular function: structural constituent of nuclear pore. Gene Ontology annotation, biological process: protein import into nucleus; mRNA export from nucleus. The record is from RefSeq and is a predicted model, not a curated record. Lineage: Eukaryota; Fungi; Ascomycota; Pezizomycetes; Pezizales; Tuberaceae. The transcript has 6 exons. The coding region runs from base 1 to 6723 and encodes 2240 amino acids.